CCCAGAACUUCUAUCGGAUGUGGCUUUGACCCCCCACCGUGUGCCCAAACCUCGUCUCUCAAUCAGUCCAUCAAAAUGGAUUCCAUAAGGGAAGCCCUGGCCAAAUAUGGCAACACCUGGAAUAAUGAGGUGCCUCCUGCGCUGGCCAAGCUCUACGGGCCCGUCCAGGCCAAGCUCAGCAGCAAGUACGACGGCAAGAUCGAGGCCGAGACUGCCAUAAAGUACGGGUCAGACGCAAGGAAUCGUCUCGAUGUCUACAAGCCAGCAGAGGCAGACAAGUCCAUGGGCCCUGGCAGACCUGUUAUGGUCUUCAUCCACGGCGGUGGCCUCGUGGCUGGGGACAACAACAUGUAUGCUAACAUAGGCAACUACUUCACCAGCAAUGGCUUCAUCACAUGUCUUGUCACAUACCGCCUGGCAUUGCAGGGCGGCCACCAUCCCAACGGAGCCGAAGAUGUCGCCGCAGCCCUCCAGUGGAUCCAAGCCAACAUCUCCAAGCACGGAGGGGACCCAGACAAGAUUGUUGCACUCGGCCAGAGCGCAGGCGGAUUCCAUCUUGCUACUGCAAUGUUCCUUGGCAAGCUCGACCCCAACCCCAAGCCAAUCCUCCGUGGUGCUGUGCUCCUCUCGGCCCCCUUCACCACAAGCAUCAGCGACCCCAGCAGGGUGCAAAUGCUCAAGGAGUGGUUCCAGACGAACGACCUGUUCGAGAUCAACCAGCGCUGGGCCCCUGCUGCCAUUUUCCGCCAGCAAUAUUUUGGCUCUGCAACAGCCCCACCUCGCGAAACGCUCCCGUGUGAGCUGCUGGUGAUGGUCGGCGAGGCCGAAGCCGAUGAGAUCCUCGAUGGCACCUUCGAAUUCUUGAGCGACUACAGGAAGAGGUUCUCCAAGUUGCCCGUCUUGGAGGUGCUCAAAGGCCAUAACCAUGUAUCAUAUACAUUUGGUAUGGGCCUGGACGAGCCAGAGUACGAAGCUGUGGGGUCGAGACUUGUUUCAUUUGCCAAGGAGAAUACGGCAUAGUUCAGUAUCAUUUGCUGUGAGAUAUGGCAUAUGCUAUCGUUGGUUUUUGCUUUCUCAAUAUGUGUCCAGUAAUAAUAAUUACACCAAAUGCAUUGCUGGGUUGGGUAA
Messenger RNA from Diaporthe batatas, 1128 nucleotides. RefSeq lists its product as uncharacterized. Lineage: Eukaryota; Fungi; Ascomycota; Sordariomycetes; Diaporthales; Diaporthaceae. The record is from RefSeq and is a predicted model, not a curated record. The coding region runs from base 76 to 1020 and encodes 314 amino acids. The transcript has 2 exons.